Molecule: messenger RNA, 804 nt
Organism: Eremomyces bilateralis CBS 781.70
Lineage: Eukaryota; Fungi; Ascomycota; Dothideomycetes; Eremomycetales; Eremomycetaceae
Product: Phosphoenolpyruvate/pyruvate domain-containing protein
Exons: 1
Coding region: 1-804 (267 amino acids)
Molecular function (GO): catalytic activity
Source: RefSeq, a predicted model, not a curated record
AUGGCUUCUAUCAAUACCGCAAGCCUCGCAACGCACUUCAAGUCCCUUCACAAACCUUCCCAACCACUCCUAGUCAUGAACGUUUGGGAUGGCGCAUCCGCAAUGGUACUUUCAUCCAUCCCCACCACGACCGCCCUUGCAACUGCAUCUUAUGCAGUUGCCAAGGCUGCUGGGCUGGACGACAAAGACCUGACACUCGAGGAUAAUUUACGCGCUGCCUCCGUUGUCGCUACUGUCUCCAAAUCUAGGGAAGGCGGACCACUUCCUGUGACUGUGGACCUGCAGGAUGGGUACGGUAGUUUCCUUGAAGAGGCGGUGGAUAAGCUGAUUGACAUGGGGGUAGUAGUUGGAAUCAAUCUGGAGGAUUUUAUGACCGCAAGGGACGGGGCGGAAGGUCGCUUUUACACCGUGGAAGAGCAGUGUGGGCGGAUCAAGAAGGCACUCGAUACGGCGGAGGCAAGAGGAGUGGGCGAUUUUGUUGUCAAUGCCAGAGCAGACCCGCUGUUGCACAAGGGGUCGUUGGAAGAGGUUAUCACCAGGGGAAAAAAAUAUCUUGAAGCUGGGGCCACGACUUGUUUCGUACUAGGAGCGUUGAAAAAAGACAUUCCCUCGUUAGUAAAGGAGUUCGGAGGUCGGGUGAAUGUUGGGAUGAAGACUGAGGAGGGGUCUCUGGCUCCGAAAGAGCUGGCCGACCUUGGAGUUGCGAGAAUCAGUGUUGGUCCUGGGAUGCAAAUGGUUGCAAUGAAUGCCAUACUCGAAGUCACAAAGAAGGCGUACACGAAUCUGGAGGAGAUAAACAUGUAA